Molecule: messenger RNA, 954 nt
Organism: Vicia villosa (hairy vetch)
Lineage: Eukaryota; Viridiplantae; Streptophyta; Magnoliopsida; Fabales; Fabaceae
Exons: 1
Coding region: 1-954 (317 amino acids)
Source: RefSeq, a predicted model, not a curated record
AUGCUGUACUUCCUUUCUUCUCUAAAGGACGUUUCAGUAGCUCUUAUGGGAUGUAGCAGCGAUGAAACCUGGAGGUGGGGAGACUUCGGCUUGGGGCGUUUUCUGUCUGUUAGCCAGCAGCCCCUAUCGGAGCAGUUUCCUCCUGGCUUGGUGCAGCAACAAUCAAUUCCAACCCAAAGUGGGCAUUCUGCGACCUCUGCCUCAUUUUUUCCUUCGCAGGUACUGUUUCAUCUUUUUAUGGAACCUGCAAGUUCUGUCACGGGCAUGGUGGAAAGACUGAGGUUGGAUCUUCAGGGAGUUACCUUAGAUCCUAAUAGUGAAGAUAGUGCGGUUUGGAAGCUGGAUGAUGAGGGAUCUUUUUCAGUUAGGAGCUGCUAUGCUUUCCUCGGAUUAUCCCAUAUUCCGUUUGGACCGGAGGGUGAGUACGAUAAGGUUUUCUCUCUAGUUUGGAGGACGGCUGUCCCAUUGAAAGCAAGAGCAUUCGGUUGGCGUUGUUUCCAUGAUAAGAUCCCAACGAGAGGAGCUCUUUCCCGGAAAGGUAUAAUCUCUCUUUCUAAUUCAAUGUGUGCUUUCUGUCGUUGUACCGAAGAAGGCUCGGUUCAUUUAAUGUUGUCGUGCUAUUGUGUGGACUUGGUUUGGAGAGAUAUAGCCGAGUGGGUUGGUUUCGUUAAUUAUAAAGCGGAGGAUAUCAAGGACAGCUUUUUGCGGUGGUACAAUUUCGGGAGGAGGGUUAGAGUUAGGAAGGGAAAGGAGGGAGUGGUGUGGCUAGCGGUGGUUUGGCACAUUUGGCUAGUCAGAAACAGAAUUGUAUUUAGAGGCGAUACUUGGAACAUCUCGGAUAUUGUUUGGGGAGUCAAAGUCUUGGUUUGGCGUUGGUCUUUUGUUGGGAAUAUUAUACAACCCAAUUGUAAUUUUUACGAAUUUAGUAGGGAUCCUCUUUUCUAUAUGUCGUAA